This is a messenger RNA of Populus trichocarpa (black cottonwood), 1471 nucleotides long. RefSeq names its product protein BPS1, chloroplastic. NCBI's taxonomy places the organism in Eukaryota, Viridiplantae, Streptophyta, Magnoliopsida, Malpighiales, Salicaceae. The coding region runs from base 249 to 1304 and encodes 351 amino acids. The transcript has 3 exons. The record is from RefSeq and is a predicted model, not a curated record. Gene Ontology annotation, biological process: shoot system development; root development.
UUUCUCCACUCACUUCCUUCCACGUACAACAUCUGAUCUCCUCACUUUUGCCCAUCUUCAGCUGCAAAACAAAGACCUCAUCUACCUGCCAUUGAUUAAACCGGAAACUUUCGACGAAGCAGCGCCCUUGGAAGCUUUUUCUCUGAAAUUUCCCAUCUUUUGCUAGAACCCCUUCAGGAAUAGAAGGCAUGAAUUGAAAUGGGAGACCCAUAGAUCGAAGCUUUAGAUGCUAUCUGUAAAUUGUUGAAAUGAGUCGACCACAAGAGCCACACCGCCCUUUCUUCCCAUUCGGAAAUCCUUUCAGGAUGCUAUCUUCAAAGGGUUCUCAACUGUCCCCAAGACUUCUUUCUCUAUUAAAUGCUUUUGAGGAUGCUUUGGCAGCAAGGUUGCGGAAACUUAAUCCUAAAGACAAGUAUGAUGUUCUUAGCUUGGCAUGGAUGAAAUUGGCAAUGGAGUCACUCUGUGAGACUCAUACUGACAUAAAAACCCUCACCACCGAACUUGAUCUCCCUGUGACUGACUGGGAUGAGAAGUGGAUAGAUGUGUACUUGGACAUCAGUGUGAAAUUGCUUGAUAUUUGUGUUGCUUUUAGUUCUGAGCUCUUGCGCCUGAACCAAGGUCAUCUCAUGCUUCAAUGUGCCCUGCAUAAUUUGGAGUCCAACACUUCAGAGAAGCUUGUGCGGGCACGUUCUUCUAUAGAUAGCUGGAGACAGCACAUUGGCUCAAAGAACCCUAGACUGGAAAACUGUAAAUCCAUCCUGGAUGGUCUUGUGGAUUCACUGAGUCUGCCAAAGGUUAAGAACUCAGCCAAAGGAAAGGUGUUGAUGCAAGCUAUGUAUGGAGUUAAGAUACAUACAGUGUUUGUAUGUAGUGUCUUAGCUACUGUGUUUUCAGGUAAUUCAAAGAAUCUGUUAGAUUUGGAUGUUGCCAACACAACAAUGUGGGUGCAAGCUUUUUCUGAUUUGCAAACUAAUGUAAAUGGAGGAAUUAGAGAUAUAUUUUCUCAAAGGAAAUUUACUGCCUUGAAAGAAUUAGAUGAAGUUGAUACUGCUGUGAAGAAUUUAUAUCCCAUGAUCCAAGAUGGUACGAGGCCUAUUGAAGCUGAAGCAUUCAGUAAUUCUUUUUCAGAUUUGGGGAGGAGAGCAGAAAAACUUUCCCAAGGGCUAGAUUUUCUUACUAAGGUAGUAGAUGGCUUUUUCAAAAUAGUUUUAAGUGGGCGUGAUGCUUUGCUUUGUAACUUGAGAGUGUCUGAUACUGUUGCUGACCCAUUCCCAGGGAGCAAUGGGGAACAGUUUGUAAGAUAGAUGGUUAUGGUGAAGCUUGCUAUUCGAAUGUAUAGUUUUGGUAUGAGAUGUUCCCUCAGUAGUAUUGUCAAGUGUGAAGUACGUUGUGCUUUCAUACUGGUUUGUACAAGGAUGUUGUAUGAUAUAAUGUCAGUAAUACAUGAAAAUGCUUUGCACUAUUUCACUCA